Messenger RNA from Leptopilina heterotoma, 2047 nucleotides. RefSeq names its product CD151 antigen-like. The transcript has 9 exons. The record is from RefSeq and is a predicted model, not a curated record. NCBI's taxonomy places the organism in Eukaryota, Metazoa, Arthropoda, Insecta, Hymenoptera, Figitidae. Gene Ontology annotation, cellular component: membrane. Bases 916 to 1710 code for a protein of 264 amino acids.
CCCGCGCUCUCGACUCUCAUUUCUUCAGUGCUUACUACUCUUCAGUCUCUCACUGGCCGCCGAGUCGUGAGGUACGGAAUUCUUCAUGUAGCAUAUCGCUCUCGAAACGCCGGCUUUUCACGUGGACACUUCUGUGUUUUUCGUCUAUCUUGUCAACUGAAAAUAGAUCAAAAUCAGAUAAUAAACAUUGAGAAAAAAUUAAUUCUUGUUUGUGCCAGGAUUUAUCAUUAAGGAUUAAAUUUUAUUUUCAAUUAUGUAAAUUAUCGUAUUGUUUAUAAUAAAGUGUUUGGUGUGUGAAUAUGUGUGCGUUCGACUAGUGUAUUUUAAUGAAUCUGCAUAAUCAUAAAAAGAAAUCCAAGAGUUCUUUAUUAUCUUAGAGGAAGGUCAUCGUCGUGUUAUGUAAAUUAUCAUAGUGUUAGUGGAAAAUAUAUUGUUUGGCACUUUGUUAAAUAUUGUGAUUGCAAAACGAAAACAGUGUUUUAAAAUACACUUAAAAAUACUUUUUUUACUCAUUGGAAAUUUAAAUACGGUUCGAAUUGAAGUUUUUCCCGCCAAUCAUCUGUAGUUUUCCAUUGUCACCUUUGACCUUGAUCUACGACUAUGUUUAACGUGGGAAAGCAGCUUUUAAAAUUCGAUGGAUAUGUAAUUCAAUUCAAUGAACCGAUUUUUAUUAUCGGACGAAAAUAGACAUUUAUAAUCGCCCUAGAUAUAGACGAAGAGGAAUUAAAUACGUGUGAGAACAUGUGAUUGCGAGCUUAACAAAAUUGCCGAGACGAUCAACAGGUUUGAGAUAUAAGAGAAAAAGUCAACAAGUGAAUAUCUUUCACAAAAGAAUAGUGGAAGUCAUGACAAGGUAACGACAGUGUGCAGAACGAGGAAGGUGACAGAUAGUGAAAAACUUACAAAAAAAAGAACAUGGCGAAAGGAGCUGAAAGAUUACCCGGCACAACAACAAGAAUAAGAACGAGAGACGAUGGCUGUUGUUCAGUCAACUUCUUAAAAUACGUUCUACACAUAUACAAUGUUGUUCUAUUUCUUUCCGGUCUGGUGGUUGGUGGCAUUGGUGUGUGGACUGUUGUGUCAAAACACAGUUACAUUUCACUAAUGGCAACGUCUACGUAUCCGAUUUUGGCUUACGCGCUGAUAGCUGCUGGUACUCUCGCCGUAAUUGGAAGCUGGCUCGGUUGUGGAGGCGUCACGUCCGAGAAUCGAUGUAUUCUUCUCGUGUAUAUAUUCGUGGUAAUGGGUGUGUUUAUACUGGAAGCUGGAGUUGGUGCUCAAGCUCGUAUUUAUGAAGAGCAAGUUGGUCCAGAACUAAAAUGGAAUCUAAACCGCACUUUCCUCGAAACAUAUUCUGUUAGGUCCAGGGAAACAUCUGCCAUUGAUCAAAUGCAAAAAGAGUUCAAAUGUUGCGGAGCCAUGAGAUUCGAAGACUGGCUUGCAAGCGAAUGGCACAAAGAUGAGGAGGUUCAGAGGAAUGAGAGCCUCGUACCAGACAGCUGUUGCAAAACUCCCAGCAGCCUGUGUGGAAAAAGGGAUCAUCCUUCGAAUAUCCAAUAUACAGGAUGUAUAUACAAAUUUUUGGAAACCACAAAGGAUCAUCUUAUCAUUCUCGGAGCUGUUGGAUUAGGACUUUCAGUACUUGAAGUUUUUGGAAUUGUUCUUGGCACCUGCCUCUACAUAAAACUUCGGCACGACUUCGAUGACUGAGAAUUACUUUAUCAAGAGCCUAAUAACAAUGGGCAUUCUUGGUGCCGUUAUGCACAAAAUCCAGUCUGACAAAACGGACAGUAACGUGAUAACUAUAAUGGUUCUAUCUCCUGAGCAGAUAAUGUCUUUUCAACAAGAAAAAAGAAGAAAAGAACAAAUUCAGGAAGAAAUCUCAAUUUCCCAAAAUUGAGAAGAAUCAUUCACAUCCUUCACGUUACUGGCUCUUAUUUGACAAUUAAUUUUAAAAUUAUAAGAAAGAGAUCUUCAAUUAAAAUUUAUAAAUCUUGUCAAAAAGAUAAAUUAAAAAUGAGUCUUGUAAAAAUGAAUAAAAAUGAAU